Molecule: messenger RNA, 2280 nt
Organism: Pipra filicauda (Wire-tailed manakin)
Lineage: Eukaryota; Metazoa; Chordata; Aves; Passeriformes; Pipridae
Gene: SMAD6
Product: SMAD family member 6
Exons: 4
Coding region: 452-1876 (474 amino acids)
Biological process (GO): transforming growth factor beta receptor signaling pathway; regulation of transcription by RNA polymerase II; anatomical structure morphogenesis
Cellular component (GO): heteromeric SMAD protein complex
Molecular function (GO): I-SMAD binding; transcription regulator inhibitor activity
Source: RefSeq, a predicted model, not a curated record
UUUUUUCCCCAAUUUUUUUUCUCUAUAUUUUUUUUCUUUUUAACUAUUUUUGGCCGAAGGGGGAAAACCCCGGCGCCGGGCAGCACCCACACCCCGCGACCUCGUACGGUGGAGCGGCCGCGGGGUUGCCCCGGGCUCCCCCCGGCCGCCGCCGCCGCCGCUCCCCGCCCGGCCCGGCGUUGGCAGCCGAUGUAGGGCACGGCGCGGCGCGCCCGAGCCCCAGCGCCGCCACGGGAGCGGCCCCCGCGGCGCCGUCUAUGCCCGCGCCGCCCCGCCGCCCCCCCCAUGGUGCGCUCCGAGAGCCGCUGGGCAGCGCCGCGGGGACUCCGGGCUGCGCCGGGGCUGCCAUGAGAUAGAGCCGGCGGCGGAGCGAGGAGCCCCGCGGAGGAGGGCGCGGGGCGGGGGGGAAGCGGCGGAGAGCGACGCGACCCCCCGGCCGCCCGCGGGUCGUAUGUUCAGGUCCAAACGCUCAGGGCUGGUGCGGCGACUUUGGAGGAGCCGCGUCAUUCCGGACAGGGACGGCGGAGAUGGGAGCGCCAGGAGCUCGGGCCACCACGACCUCGGAGCCGGCGGGAGCUGCAAGAUCGCGGAGAGGAGCCCCUCGGUAGCGCGCUCGCUGCUGCUGCGGGAGGCGGAGGAGCGGGGCGAGGCGGCGCCGCGCGGGGGGGACCCCAUGGCGGAGCGGCGCGGGGCCCGGCUCCGCAACCCCGCCGGGGCCCCGGAGAGCGACGGCCGGACCGUGACCUGCUGCCUGUUCUCGGAGCGAGAGCCGGGCGGCCCCCAGCCACCCCCCGCCGCCGCCGCCGCCCCCUCCGGCCCCGACGGCGCGGCCGACGGCGGCUCCCCGGAGCGGCGAGGCCGGGAGGCGCGGGCGCGGCUCCUGCUGCUGGAGCAGGAGCUGAAGGCCGUCACCUACUCGCUGCUGAAGCGGCUGAAGGAGCGCUCGCUGGACAGCCUGCUGGAGGCGGUGGAGUCCCGCGGGGGGAUGCCCGGAGGCUGCGUCCUGGUGGCCCGCACCGAGGUGCGCCUGGGGGGCCUGGCGGCGCCCCCGCACCUCCUCCUGGGCAAGCUGUUCCGCUGGCCCGACCUGCAGCACCCCGCCGAGCUGAAGCCCCUCUGCGAGUGCCAGAGCUUCGGCGUCGCCGACGGACCCACCGUCUGCUGCAACCCCUACCACUUCAGCCGCCUCUGUGGGCCAGAGUCUCCACCACCUCCCUACUCUCGGCUGUCUCCUAAUGAUGAGCAAAAGCCACUGGAUCUAUCAGAUUCCACGUUGUCUUACACUGAAACAGAGGCUACAAACUCGCCCAACGUCACGCCCGGAGAUUUCUCAGAUGCCAGCACGUCGCCCGAUGCCGUGAAGAGGAGCCAUUGGUGCAACGUGGCCUACUGGGAGCACCGGACGCGCGUCGGCCGCCUCUACACAGUGUACGAACAGUCUGUCAGUAUCUUCUAUGACCUACCUCAAGGAAACGGCUUCUGCCUCGGACAGCUAAACCUGGACAACAGGAGCGAGACUGUGAGAAGGACUCGAAGUAAAAUCGGCUACGGGAUCUUGCUCAGCAAAGAGCCGGACGGCGUGUGGGCCUACAACCGCAGCGAGCACCCCAUCUUCGUCAACUCCCCGACACUGGACAUCCCCAACUGCAGGACCCUCAUCGUGCGCAAGGUCAUGCCGGGCUACUCCAUCAAGGUGUUUGACUAUGAGAAGUCCUGCCUCCUGCAGCACACGGCCGACCUGGAUUACGCAGACGGGCCCUACGACCCCAACAGCGUCCGGAUCAGCUUCGCCAAAGGUUGGGGGCCCUGUUACUCCAGACAGUUCAUCACGUCCUGCCCGUGUUGGCUGGAGAUCCUACUCAGCAACAAUCGAUAACGGUCGGCCCUCUGACUAAAGGAAAGACACACGGAAUUAAAACCCCCCCCCCAAAAAAAAAAAAAAAAAAAAAGACACAGACUAUCCCAAAUAUCAUCUACCUAGAUUUAAUAUAAAGUUUUAUAUAUUAUAUGAAAAUAUAUAUUAUACUUGUAAUUAUGGAGUCAUUUUUACAAUGUAAUUAUUUAUGUAUGGUGCAAUGUGUAUAUGGACAAAAAACAGAAAAUGCACUUUGGCUUAUAUAAUUCUUUCAAUACAGAUUUUUUUUUUUUUUUAAGAAGAAGAAAAAAAAAGAGAAAAAUUAUACAGCAAAAAUAGGAGAAAGCCCUAAUUUUUGAUGUAUGGUUUUUUUGAAAUAUUAUUAAUACCCAGACAAAAAGCUAAUACCAGUCACUCAUUGAUAA